Molecule: messenger RNA, 6417 nt
Organism: Terrapene triunguis (Three-toed box turtle)
Lineage: Eukaryota; Metazoa; Chordata; Testudines; Emydidae
Gene: SGSM3
Product: small G protein signaling modulator 3
Exons: 22
Coding region: 187-2448 (753 amino acids)
Molecular function (GO): protein binding
Source: RefSeq, a predicted model, not a curated record
UUGAAGCGGUCGGUCUCUGGCGGCUGCCGCAGGGAGGGGGCUGAGGCGGCUGCGGACUGGGGGGCGCCCCUCUCCCGGCCGGGGGGAGCGGCACGCGGAGCAGCAGAGCAGUGACCUAAGACUUUUUGGAGGGCAGUACGCCUAGAGAUACACGCCGCCCUUCAUCACGCACACUCCUCCAGCACCAUGUCAGGAAACCACACUCCCUCUUCUGGGGGCCCCUUCUCAGCUCUCACCCCCAGCAUCUGGCCACAGGAGAUCCUGGCAAAGUACACCCAGAAAGAAGAGUUGGUGGAGCAGCCGGAAUUCCGGUACGAUGAAUUCGGCUUCCGAGUGGAUAAGGAAGAUGGCGCUGAGCCAAACUCCAGCAAGCUGCUGGGGAUUCCGCUGACGGAGGAGCCACAGCAGAGGCUGAAGUGGCAGGCCCACCUGGAAUUCACGCACAACCACGACGUGGGGGACCUCACCUGGGACAAAAUCGAGGUCACGCUGCCGGUUUCGGACAAGCUGCGCUCACUGGUGCUGGCUGGCAUCCCACACAGCAUGAGGCCUCAGCUGUGGAUGCGUCUCUCUGGGGCCUUGCAGAAGAAGAGGAAUUCGGAGAUGUCCUACCGAGACAUUGUGAAAAACAGCUCCAAUGACGAAACUAUCUCUGCCAAACAGAUCGAGAAGGACCUGCUCCGCACCAUGCCCAGCAACGCCUGCUUCUCCAACAUGAACAGCAUCGGGGUGCCACGACUGCGCAGGAUACUCCGGGGACUAGCCUGGCUUUACCCAGAGAUCGGAUACUGCCAAGGCACCGGCAUGGUGGCGGCUUCCCUGCUGCUCUUCUUGGAGGAGGAAGAUGCCUUCUGGAUGAUGUGUGCCAUCAUCGAGGACCUGGUACCUGCCUCCUACUUCAGCACCACGCUGAUGGGAGUGCAGACCGACCAGCGCGUCCUACGCCACCUCAUCGUGCAGUACCUGCCACGGCUGGACAAGCUCCUGCAAGAGCAUGAUAUUGAGCUGUCCCUGAUCACCCUGCACUGGUUCCUCACGUGCUUCGCUAGCGUUGUGCAUAUCAAACUGCUGCUGCGCAUCUGGGACCUCUUCUUCUACCAGGGUUCGCUGGUGCUCUUCCAGGUCACACUGGGCAUGCUCAGUAUGAAGGAAGAUGAGCUAAUCCAGUCGGAGAAUUCUGCCUCCAUCUUCAACACUCUCUCGGACAUCCCGUCUCAGAUCGAGGAUGCGGAGGUGCUGCUGCGGGAGGCCAUGCGCGUCGCUGGCUCACUGACAGACAUGGCAGUGGAGACCCAGCGCCGCAAGCACCUGGCUUACCUCAUCGCUGACCAAGGGCAGCUGCUCAACCCCAGCGCCGCUGUCAAUAAUCUAUCCAAGAUUGUGCGGCGCAGGACCCAGCGCAGGAAAUCUGGCAUCACCUCGUUGCUUUUCGGUGAGGAUGAUUUGGAGGCACUGAAGGCCAAGAACAUCAAGCAGACUGAGCUGGUGGCCGACCUUCGUGAGGCGAUCCUGCAGGUGGCACGGCAUUUCCAGUGCGUGGAUCCAAAGAACUGCAGCAUUGACCUGACUCCGGAUUACACCAUGGAGAGCCACCAGCGGGACCACGAAAACUACGUGGCAUGUUCCCAGAACCGCCGGCGCCGAGCCAAGGCACUGCUGGACUUCGAGCGCCAUGACGAUGACGAGCUGGGCUUCCGCAAGAACGACAUCAUCACAAUCAUAUCCCAAAAGGACGAGCACUGUUGGGUGGGGGAGCUGAAUGGACUGAGAGGUUGGUUUCCUGCAAAAUUUGUGGAGGUCUUGGAUGAACGGAGCAAAGAGUACUCCAUUGCUGGCGACGACUCGGUCACAGAGGGGGUGACAGACUUGGUCCGAGGGACGCUCUGUCCAGCACUGAAGUCUAUAUUUGAGCAUGGGUUAAAGAAGCCGUCCCUGCUGGGGGGGCCCUGCCACCCCUGGCUGUUUAUCGAAGAGGCCGCUGGACGGGAGGUGGAACGAGACUUCGACUCGGUGUACUCCCGCCUCGUGCUCUGUAAGACUUACAGGCUGGAUGAAGAUGGAAAAGUUCUGACUCCAGAGGAGCUGCUUUACCGGGCAGUGCAGUCCGUGAACAUGACGCAUGACGCUGCACAUGCUCAGAUGGACGUGAAGCUUCGCUCCCUCAUCUGCGUUGGACUCAAUGAGCAGGUCCUGCACCUGUGGCUGGAGGUGCUGUGCUCGAGCCUGCAGACAGUGGAGAAAUGGUUCCAUCCCUGGUCCUUCCUGCGCAGUCCUGGCUGGGUGCAGAUCAAGUGUGAGCUCAGGGUCCUCUCCAGAUUUGCAUUCAGUCUCUCUCAGGACUGGGAACUUCCUAUUAAGAGAGAGGAGAAGGAGAAGAAGCCGCUGAAGGAAGGCGUGCAGGACAUGCUGGUGAAGCACCAUCUCUUCAGCUGGGACAUAGAUGGCUGACCCCGCCCACUGAGGACCUUCUAGACUGCCACACUCAACACACACUCUCCUCCCUCCCCCACCCGUGGCUGCUCUCAGCCCAGCUGAAGCGACAGCCUCUCCAGCUCGGCUGGGCACUGCACCCCAGGCACUGGGUGGCUGGAGGGCUGUGUGUGGUCUUGCAGGCAGAAAUCCUUCCCCCAGCCUGUGCAGCAUACCCUGCACCAGCUGCCCAGCUCUCAGUCCCAUGUGUUCCCUUGCCCCCAGCUGUAAGCCCUGCUCGGGGUGGGGGGGAACUCCACCGGCCAGAUCUCUAGCUUCCCUUUUGGCCCACCCCGCUGCUCCUCUGGCAGAGGGUUCUUAAUCUGCCUCAUGGCCCCUCUCCCUACUAUCCUAGGGGUAGUGAGCAGAUCUGUGUGUCUGUGCAAUGUUUCCAAGUGCCGCUGGAGCCCAGAAUGUGAGGGCAGCAGGUGAAGAGGCAGCUCCCCCUGGCUGCUUGAUAACUGCAGAGUCCAUUGAGGGGGAAGGCUGAGGAAUGCACAGAACCACCUGAACUUCCCUGUCUCUUGUGCUUUGGGAGCCUCCCUUGGUGAAAGAUUUUUUGUCUUAUUGCUCUAGCAGUGUAAGGGACGGAUGGGGGUGCUGACAAGAUGUGCCUAAGGGAGCAGCCAGUUACCAACUAGAACUGCCUUAGGGGAUGGGGCUUUUUCUCAAAAGUGGGGAGGCGAGCCCCAGUUCUCCCCUAGCCAGAGGGAGUAUCAUGCUGUCGUUUUAGCCUCUAGCUGUGUUAUUUUAAAUUAACCAAAAAGAUGUAAAUGAUCUCUAGACAUAUCUGUAUAUUUUGGCAUCAUCUUAGCUCAGGAAGUGGGUUCAGGCCUGAGCUGGCUCAGGGAGACUAACUCAGCCCCUGCCCUGUGGGAAGAGGCUGAGGACUAUAAGCUAGGAGUGGACCAACACUACUGCUGUAGGGUAGCUCUGUUCCAUGGCGUCUGUGACUUUAUCAAUGAAAGCACUUGUUUGUGAGCACAAACUACUCAUGAAAUAACACUAGAUUCUUACUUUCCUUUAGUCUUUGGGGUUGUAAAUAAAGUGCAUCUUGGGAGAGCUUUGGUGGUUUUCUCCAGCAGGGAUGGGGGUGGCGGAUGAGCCUUCCUUUGCUUUGCUGUUGCAGGUCUCUGUGGGGUUUAAGAUGGACGCCUGCUCUCUGAGCUCCUGGAGGGAAAGUGGAAUCCUUUACAGGAGCAGAGAAUUUGUCUCUAUCUCACUCAGUGACCCUGAAAUCACCUCCUCUCUUUUGUCCCUGUUUCCAACUGAAAUGGGUCUUAAUCCUUUACGGCUUGGUUUGGAAUUUAGCAAAUGGGAGAAGGCUGCAGUGUGCAGUGGGAUUUAUAGGCGCACAGAAUUGCAUCCCCACCCCUGCAGGGAAGGGUGCCCCUCGGUAUUGCAGAAUUGAAUAUUCAACUGUGGCUACGGCAUUAGCACCAAUUCUACAGCGCAACAAUAGGGCCAGGAAAGACUAGGUCAAGCCUGGCUUGCUGACUAAAGCAGGUAUCAGAACCAGCAGCACACUGCACCAGAACUAGUGAGAGCAUGGUGGGAUAGAAUAUUCAGGACACUUCUAAUGGUGACAUUUGUCAACAACAGCGUUUUAAACUGUACAAAUAAAAAUCACAUCCCCUGGGACUUCAGUGUGAAAAGACACAGCAGGAAAAGCUGUUCUGCACUUUUUCGUCUGUCAUGCAGUUUAAAAAAAAAUAAAGGUUCUUGGCAAGGCAACCAUGUGCCUCAGCGUAGGGGAGUGGGGAAGAGAGGCUGUCUCAAAUCAGAGUUCAGGGCUGAACACAGUUAAGAGGUAGGGUGCCCUUUAUACUUCCAGGAGGGAACCAAAGAAAACAGGAGAGCCUUGCUUGACAGCUCUUUAGGAAUUGUGCACUCCUGUGUCCUAAACCCAACCGAUGGAAACCUUGAGAAGGUUGGAGACAAAUCGGAGCAGGUACGGAUGAGCACAAGGCAUGCCAGCCUGUUUCUAUAACAGGAAUGGAUCCAUUUGCAGGACACUUGCUCCUUGGGGAUGCUCCACUGUAGGAUGUGCACACACCAUAUACUCUUGACCAGAGACUGUAAACAACAGUGUUGCAGUGCCACACCUGGAGCUCCAGGUGAGGGCAUACAGGGGGGUGUAGACCCACUGCUGCUCCAGUUCCUUCUCAACUAUGAAACCUGGCAGACUCUGCACCUGAGGGGAAGAAGAGCAGGAGGCAGAACACCCUGAUGCAUAAAACAUCUUGAAGAACUCACAUUACUGUACAGCUAGGUAGCCUCCCUCUGACCUGAGGGAUGCUCCAGUGUAGGAGAUGCCUAAGCAGUAGGUCAACACGGAGGUGAGUAGUGAAUUGAAGACAGGUUGGAGGACUGUCACCCAAGGUCAUGUCAGCUAUGGAUGCAGGUCUGAUGGCGUAAUGUUUGACAAAUGUGUGAAUCAAGGAGCAGGUCGCAGCCCUGCAGGUUUCUGAGAUGAUGUCCUUAAAGAGGGUGAUAGCAGUGGACUGAGCCUUCGCUUGCUGAGGGGGAUAUUUCACAGCAGAUCAAGAUACAAUCAAACCCUCUUGGACAGGCCUAGGGGAAAUCAGCUGCCCCCUCAUCCUUUUCGCCAAGGAUCCAAAGCGUCUUAAUGCUGGCAGGGUAGAUGGCAAGAACCCUACGUACAUCUAAUGUUUGGAGACUAGCUUCCUCCCUCAAGGUAGGGGCUUAGCCAUUUACUGGUAAGUGCUGACAUGGGUAGUGGCCUUCCCUUAGUUCCAGGAUGUUGAUUUGGAGUGAACUCUCUUGUGUGAGGACCAUUUUCCCUGUGCUGUAGCACUCCACCCAAAAGAGGCAUCCAGUGUGAAGAUUUUUUGAGAAUGGGAUUUCCACACCAACCUUCAGAGGAUCUUUCCACCUAAGCGAGGCUAGUACUCAGGGAGGCACAGUGAUUUGUUUGGGGCAUACAUAAUCCUUCGCAAGGCCUGACCAUCUGAGAUGCAGCCUUGCAUCUGGCAUAAUGAAUGUGGAGGCCGACAUGGCCUAGGAGUUGGCUGGGGGCUGUCUGAGUGGUUUCUGUGGCUUUCGGUGCCCUGGAGGUGGUCAUCUUGGUCUUAGAUGCAUAUGCUAGAGGUGUCAAAUAGUAGCAAGCAAGGUGCCUCUUGGUGCUGCUUGUUUGAAGACUUCUCUGAGUAGGUGGUGUUAGGCCAUACCAGAGUCUCUGGCAGAAGAAAGUGGCUUUCUUCUUUAGAGGCCUUCAGCUCUGAAACUCAGUCUGGAGGGCACUGGUAUGGCCUGAGAGGUUGAGGCUAAUGUUAAGGGGCAUGUUCCUCGAGGAGGAGCUUCAGUCUAGCCUCUCUAUCCUUGUUAGACCUGCCGUUAAACCCCCGGCAGACUUUGCACUUGGAUGGGACAUGAGAUUUUCUGAGGGACCACAGACAGCUUCUAGGUCCUAUCACUAUAAGGAAAAGACUCUGGCAGGGCUGGAACCUUGGAGUCUUAAGCAUAAUCUGGGUAAGUGUCAUAGACCACAAAGGCUGAAGGGGCAAGAAUUUCAGAGUGCCCCUCCCCCCCAAGUUGUGCAACAACUAAGGGGAAAAAAACCAAAACUAAUAGGCUAGGAAGCAGCUGUCAAUGCAGUUGCUCCAGCUUGAGCUGCAGGCAGUUAAGAAGUGGAGUGGUGAGGGGUCUAUAUCUCCCUACGUCCUUUCAUCUGGGAGCACAAGACCCUGCACUUCACAGGCACUCACCGUUAUUUACAAUCUCGGGUCAAGAGUGCAGGGUGCAUACAUGUCCUACAGCCGAGCCCCCAUAAGGGCACAUACUAAAUAACUGGAUCUCCAACUCCCAUCCAAAGAGGGCAGCACCCUCCCCUCUACAUUGGUAAAAUGUCUUCCCCUUGGUUCAGUCGUGGAGAAAUGGAGGUGGGUUAAAAUCUGUCCUGACUGUCUGGACAGAGAGAAACUUGCU